AUGUCGGACGUAAAGAUUCUGCACAAAAAGGAACCCCUGACCCCCAUUUUCUCCUCUCCCAGCUCUUCCCCACGAGACACAAAAGCGUUAAAUAACACCCAGCUCCAAACCCCACAGAGCCAAUCGAGCAACCUUUUGUCCCUUCACAACAUUUGUAAUAUCAUACAGCCUCAGUCGUCACCUUCCCAGUCGCCCAAACCAUGGUUUGAUCCGUCUCCUAUUGAGCCGUUGUCACCGAAUGAAAAGUUGCCGGAUCGGGUGGAUCCUCUCGAGAAUGCACCUAAAUUCAUUGAACCUUCCACUCCCGAAGUGAUCAACACCUCGGGUCUGAUGCGGAUGACUCGUGAGAAACCGAUCACACAAAGUGCGAACCAAGAG
Molecule: messenger RNA, 378 nt
Organism: Acaulospora colombiana
Lineage: Eukaryota; Fungi; Glomeromycota; Glomeromycetes; Diversisporales; Acaulosporaceae
Source: the annotation of a GenBank genome assembly